AUGCGUGAAAGGCCACGUUUGACUAUUCGACGAGGCCGCGGAGGGGCACCGUAUUUUCGGGAGCCGUCGUCAGGAAUGACUGAGCCACGGUUAAUAUCGCCGCAUAACACGUCGAACACCACCGGCACCGGCAUCAACACACACUCUCGAUCACCGAGAAGUCUGCCGGUGAAUGGAAUACACUCGUACUGGAAGCGCAUUGCAGGAAUUGCAAAGGAGACAUUCAGUGGACUGUUGCAUCUCUCGAAUAGUGUGCCAACCAACCAAAAUAUGAGCACUGCCGGCGAGGUAGUUGGGGCAUCAUCUCUCCCCCAUCAGGGCUCUCCCUCAGUUCAUGAGGUGCCCACAAAUACCGCCUCAUCGGCGGUAGAGGCAUCACGUCGAGGCUAUCAAUCCGUCGAUACAAGUCUCACUGUGCCAGAGCGACCAACUACCCUCCAUGAAACCACCUUUCCCGAUGCGUCACCGCCCUCACAACCAAUGCCAUCACAGUCCCUGUCAAUACCACUGCAGUCCACACCGCAGAUUGUAUACAACUUUUAUUAUAUGAAUGGCGGUAUCCCGACAAGUCUACCAGUCGCACCAACCCCGUCACUGCAACCGGAAUUCAUCACUCGUUCGUCGCCUGCAUGGAACAGGGCAAGUAUUUUGGCUCGUCGCCCCGUCGCAUUGAAGCGCGAGCGUGAAAGACAAGAUGUAUUGGCUCCGGUUGGACGUAUGUCGCAUUUGGAAAGGUUUGCCGGCUCAUCUGCUCAUCCGAUUAAUGAUAGUGGUAAUACAUUUCCAUCUUCAAAUAUCAGCUACAGGACCUCUUUAAACACAAGUUUCUCUGGUGAGACGACGGCAAAGAGGGUGUCCACUGACAAUUACAUUAUGCAAGAUACACGCAACAAGAAAAUUAAUACUUCGAUUGAAAAAAAAACAAUGGAGAAAAUGCUCCCGCCUUCAGGCCAAGGUCCCAAUCAAGGGAACUCUGCGGGCUCUGGUGGCUUUGUGAGGAGCGGUCCACCGGCCGUGAUUCCCGAGGAUGAUGGUUUUGCACCGAAUGCCGGAAGCGAUGAUGAAAGCCCAAAGAAGCCUUCAAUCGCCUCGGCGCCCCCCAAGCCAUUUUCUCUGGGCACUGGGUCACUGUCAGCAAAACCCGCACCUGGCACAGGAUCCAAUUCUGCGCCCGUUGCCCCGUCGAACCCUUUCAGCUUCGGUAACAGCAGUGGCGGCGCGGCUCCAGCUGACAAGUCCGCUGCACCGUCGAAUUCCUUUGGUGUCGUUGUCAGUAAUGGGUUGACUGUGCAGGGCGGGAACUCUGCGGGCUCUGGUGGCUUUGUGAGGAGCGGUCCACCGGCCGUGAUUCCCGAGGAUGAUGGUUUUGCACCGAAUGCCGGAAGCGAUGAUGAAGGCCCAAAGAAGCCUUCAAUCGCCUCGGCGCCCCCCAAGCCAUUUUCUCUGGGCACUGGGUCACUGUCAGCAAAACCCGCACCUGGCACAGGAUCCAAUUCUGCGCCCGUUGCCCCGUCGAACCCUUUCAGCUUCGGUAACAGCAGUGGCGGCGCGGCUCCAGCUGACAAGCCCGCUGCACCGUCGAACCCUUUCAGCUUCGGUAACAGCAGUGGCGGCGCGGCUCCAGCUGACAAGCCCGCUGCACCGUCGAACCCUUUCAGCUUUGGUAACAGCAGUGGCGGCGCGGCUCCAGCUGACAAGCCCGCUGCACCGUCGAACCCUUUCAGCUUCGGUAACAGCAGUGGCGGCGCGGCUCCAGCUGACAAGCCCGCUGCACCGUCGAACCCUUUCAGCUUUGGUAACAGCAGUGGCGGCGCGGCUCCAGCUGACAAGUCCGCUGCACCGUCGAACCCUUUCAGCUUCGGUAACAGCAGUGGCGGCGCGGCUCCAGCUGACAAGCCCGCUGCACCGUCGAACCCUUUCAGCUUUGGUAACAGUAGUAGUGGUGGCGUGUUUUCAAAGAAUUUGUUUGGUUCUUCUGCCCCUGAUGGAGUGUUUAAGAGCUCACUGGGGAAAUAG
Messenger RNA from Trypanosoma cruzi, 2016 nucleotides. RefSeq lists its product as uncharacterized. The record is from RefSeq and is a predicted model, not a curated record. Lineage: Eukaryota; Euglenozoa; Kinetoplastea; Trypanosomatida; Trypanosomatidae. Bases 1 to 2016 code for a protein of 671 amino acids. The transcript has a single exon.